Molecule: messenger RNA, 3635 nt
Organism: Daldinia decipiens
Lineage: Eukaryota; Fungi; Ascomycota; Sordariomycetes; Xylariales; Hypoxylaceae
Exons: 4
Coding region: 632-3064 (810 amino acids)
Molecular function (GO): nucleic acid binding; zinc ion binding
Source: RefSeq, a predicted model, not a curated record
UUUCAAUCUCACCCGUGAAACCUUCACUUUCAGCCCAUCACUAUUGAUAUUUAUGUCGGGUAUAUCGAGCAUCAAUACCCCCCCCACUGAUCAUAUCAAGCUUGGAUUGCACUUCUAUCGCAAAUACAGAGCAUCCUUGAUGAAUUUGCAACAAUUAUUUCCGCGUCAUCGGAGUGGAGGGACUUGUAUUGGUGGUGGUCUUUGCUUUGUCGCGGUGAGAAGCUGAUCCCAUAAGUUUGGCUCAACAAGGCAACUUAUACCCAGGAUCAAGCACCUCGCUAUUCAUCGCGUAAUCCUUAUAUCUCUCUUAUAUCCAUGAGCCGCGCCUAAUUGACUCUAUUCUCGAACCUCAGAUGACAUUGCCAACUGUCAAUUUCUCUUGCCCCGCCAUGAUAAUCAUAUCCUAGAGCCUCUUAGAGCCUUAAGUACAGCAAAGCCUCGCAAUCUGUAGAUACGUACAUGUCCGCUUUACGAAGUUUAUAAACUUUGCUCUUUGCCGUUGCGCUCAGGCGCUUGGCAAUUCACCAGCUUCGCUUCGUUGCCAACUACAUUCUAUACAUUCUAUAUUAAGAAGACACGCUUUCACUAGCACACUGUCACUCUCGAUUCUUCUUCCCAUUAUUCUAUUAAAAUGGCCCAAGUUGCCCCGGGUCUUGUGCCAGACCAUAACGAACGGCCCUGUUAUAAUUGUGGUAUACGGGGCCAUAUGUUCACUGCAUGUCCUGAGGAGCCUCGGAAAGUGCCGGCUGGAUUAGAGGCCUCCUGGGCGCGACAACAGUCGAGCAAUAGUCCUCGUAAUGAUAGCUUCGUGUCCAACAAGCGAAGUAAAGGACCGGUAAUUACGCGCUACCCCCCUCCACCUCCUCUCGCUUCUUCUCACCCGACACCUCCAUUGCCUCGUUUCGAGAAUUCUCCGCCUCAGCCCUAUCAUUCGGGUCCAAUCCCGAUCCCGGGCUAUCCUCCGCCACCAUCUUACGGUCCUGGGUUCGGAAGUCAUCUGCCGCCGCCGAACCCAUCCUAUGAUAGGUAUGGACCUCCGGGACCACCGCCACCUGGCCCUCAUCAGCCAUUGAAUCCUCCGGUUUACCAAGGCGCCUACAAUUCCGCGUAUGGUCCACCAGGCCAUAUCCCCGGACCCUAUGAUCAUCACCAUCAUCAUAUUCCCCCUCCUGGACGUCCUAAUCAGUAUUUCCCCAAUGACUACCCCCCUGGUCCUCCUGGCCAGCCUAGCCAGUACCCGCCCAGUCAACAUCCCGUGGGUCCUCCGGGUCCGCCAGGUCCUCCGUAUGGCGCGCACCAGCAAUAUCCACCCGGGCCUCCACCACCACCAUAUGCGCCGCCGCCCAGUUUCGUACCUCCGCCUACCCCAUACGGGUUUCAGGGACCACCUCCGGGAUAUCAUCAGAGUGAGUAUAGCCCACCUCGGCGUGAUCCUCCGGCCAUUUUCCAACCAUAUCCACCGCUUGAUCCUUAUCCUCCGCAAUACGGGGAUGACAGAAAUCGCUACGAGCGCGGUCGGGAUCACCAGCGCCGUUACGAAGAUAGGCGUCCAAAUGAAGCUUGGCAUCCUCAAGACGCGUGGCACGGUUCGCCGCCAUCAAAUGGCCAACCGUAUAGAGAUGAAUACCGCGAUGACUGGCAUAGCAAACCCUCAUACCGAGAUGAUCGACCUUCUCGUAGGCGGGGGCAUGGUAAGUCUCAAGAUGAGCGGCGUCGAGAGCGUCAAGAUCGCCAAGACCGGUUUCAGCCUUAUAAGAAUUCAGACAAGUGGGAUAAACAUCACCGACGAAAGCACCAGCCAGCAACGACUCCAAGCGAACCAGUGCGCCGCGAUAGGAGCUCUUUGGAUAGAGAAACGCCAAUAACGGCUAAAACAGAUCAGGAGCCUGAGCCUGGCGAGAUAGUAUCUGAGCCAGCUUCUGCAUCCGACCAUGGUGACCCGGAGACAACCGUCGACACAACUAAAGAUGAGAGCAAUGAAGAUUUUACUUGGGAUGAGCGGACCAUAUUUCUAGAGCUCCCGCUAAGUAGCAAGGUAGACCCGAUUGCAGCACCUUUACCGGCGCAAUACUUCGAGGAUAUAAUGAUACCUCCAGCAUUCGACGCUAAGGCUUUGAAGUCGCGGUACAUCACGCCGCGUAACGUUGAUGAUUUUGCGCAAAGCAUCCGCGAAACUCGGGAUUGGCAGGUAAUGCAGCAUCAUCCUAUGUUUUUAGACCCGACGGAAAUUCGGCUUGAGAAGUUAGAUGAUUACAAUAAGGCAAUUCAGAAGGACCUGAAUAUUAAGGGCAGUCGCCGAGAUCGCUCUGGAAACUCAAACGACACUGGCAGACAUCGCUUCAACAAUUCGAAAGGACCAGGCCGACACCAGGGAAAAUAUCAAGAUUCACACUACAAAUCAGAUCAAAAGAAGAGGAGAUGGACCGAUUUCCACGACGACACCGAUGACUUCAAGUCAGAGAGGCGUCACCGUGAUUAUCCAUAUGAUGAUCCAUCCAACAAGAGGUUGAAAUUUACAUCGCCACCCGAACCCGGCGAGUUAGUCGAGGCCGAUUCUCAGCAACCCCCUUACACGCCCUCAAAGGCGCCUGUUGUACCUACGGAUGAUGCCAAAUGGACCCAAGGGCCAAAAGAAACUCUGGAUAGCCAAUCGCGACUUGAAAGUCUUGAUAAUAGGACCAAUGGAUCAAAUCAAGAAACUGUAGCCCAGCAUAUUAAUCUAUCGCUACCAGAUGAUCGGGAUAAGGCUAAUGCGCGGCCGUCAACACCGUUAGGCCAGACAGUGGACAUACCCCAGCCACAUAGCCGGCCAUCGAGCAGACAGAGUUCUAGAAGCGUCAACAGAAGUCGCCCAGCCAGCCGACGCUCUUCAUUCGGAACUGAUAUAUCUGAGUCUCAAGGAUCGCCACUUGAUCCUAUCGAACGCGAACUACUAGGGCUUGGGCGACCUUCAACCAGUGGCACGGAUAGUGGAGGAGAGUCAACAAAGAGGCAGUUGAGCGAUACAACGCCCAAAUUCAAGCGUCGACAACCUACGCUUGAGGCGUACUCGCGUCGUUGGUAACGAUAUAAUAUCGAAGAGUUUCACAAUGAUAAAGACAUUUGUUCUAUACGAAUCAUGGGGCCGUACAAGAUUUCCAUUCAAGGAUAAUGUGUUCUAAUGGGAGCUAAGACGCUUCUUGGAGUCCUUCACCAGCACAAUGAUGUAUGAGGUACGACUUGGUACGAGUAAGCAUCUGCUGCUUACCAACACGAUGACUCUAAUAUCAUACCCAUAGUAUACUAAAGUCACGGCUUGAAAAUUCAUGCAUAAAACAUAACACAGUUCCUAUUCUUAGGGGGGAGGGGGGGUAGAUGUACAUAGCGGUGGGGUGGAAGGCGUUUUCUAUAGGUGCAUUGGAUAAGGUGGGAAAGGUCUGCAAAGUCCCAAAGGUGUCCGGAGCCUUCAUGUUUUAUUUUCAGCGAAUGUAUGAUGUACCAAUACUGUAUACAGGGCCACGAGUGGUUGGCUGUACAUUCAUUGGAAAUUCAAACUGGGAACAAAGCCCAGGUAUAAUGAAUUCUGAAUUUCACAGCAGCUAGCUAUGUAUAAUUAGCUUGUAAUGACGAAUACCUAAAUUCUGUGGCAAUAUUAC